Messenger RNA from Diversispora eburnea, 621 nucleotides. The record is from the annotation of a GenBank genome assembly. NCBI's taxonomy places the organism in Eukaryota, Fungi, Glomeromycota, Glomeromycetes, Diversisporales, Diversisporaceae.
AUGGGUCUUCGAACUGAUCAAAAACGAGUUAUUCUUCCCGUCUAUAAACCAACAGAUCAUACACCAUCGGUAUAUAAAGAUCCACAUUCUGAUCGAUUAAUUCCUGUCCAAUAUUUUCUUAACAAUCUUGAUGAUAUUGGUCCAGUUCAUUGGGAAAACGAACGGACAGCAGAUUUUUUCUUAAAAAUAGUUAGUUGUGAAGAAGUUGAUUAUUGUUAUAAUAAUACAACACAAAAAUUAAACACAUCUUCGUCAUUACCUAAAUGUAAUAAUAGGAAUAUUAAUGCGUUAGAAGCAUCAACUAUAACGAAUUAUUUUAAUAUAAUGAUGUUUAAUUAUCAUCAAUUAUUAUUAAAUAAUUUCAAUUUACAACAACAACAAUUACAAAAUUAUUAUCAACAUAAUAAUAAUUAUGAUAGUGGUUUUAUGACUCCCCCUGAUUCACCACAGAGAGAAGAAUAUUAUUACGUAAUAACUCCUGAUAAUUUCACAAAAUUUUAUGAAAAUGUGAAAUUCUUAAAGUUAGGAAAAGAAGCUUAUGACAUUUUAGAUAGUUAUAUAGCAGAAGCUGAAGAAGACGGAAUUGAAAUUGUAGGAGAAGGAAUUAUAGAAAUUUAUUAA